Phaeodactylum tricornutum CCAP 1055/1 is the source of this 2424-nucleotide messenger RNA. RefSeq lists its product with no specific name. NCBI's taxonomy places the organism in Eukaryota, Bacillariophyta, Bacillariophyceae, Surirellales, Neidiaceae. The transcript has a single exon. The record is from RefSeq and is a predicted model, not a curated record. The coding region runs from base 1 to 2424 and encodes 807 amino acids.
AUGUCCUACACAAAGCUAUUAGGCCGCACGAUUGGUACUUUGAUUUUUCUGGUAUCGAUGGGGCAGAUAUACAACCACGAGCGGUUCAACCGAACGUCAGACCUUUCCAUCCAUGCAGCUCGUUUGCCCUUUCUCAAUGAUUCCUACGAUAAAGGCCAAAGAAACAUCAGCCAAGUCAUCCCAUAUACGGAAGAGACGGCUGAUUUCGAAAAGAGCUCCAAUAAUUCUGGGCAUCGACAGAAGUCAGCGCCACCGUUGCCGUCGUGGGUCACCGAAUAUUUUCACUGGCAUGCAGAUGAACGACAAAAGAUGACUCCCGAAAGCUGGGAAGAGAGACGCUAUCUCGUCUUGCGCUGCCUCGAAUCUGACAAAAGGUGCGGCGGCACGGCCGACCGCUUACAUAACUUACCCGUCUUGCUGCGAUUGGCGCAAAAGUCCCAACGAAUUCUGUUUAUUCAUUGGGAAAAACCAGCACCGUUGGAAGACUUUUUACUUCCUCAACCUCCGGAAACUUCGGAAUUGCGUCUCGACUGGAGACUUCCAUCGUGGUUAAAAGAGCCCAUGCAGCUGGGUCAGAUACCGAUUUCGCGGCUUAUGAAUGGUACGGACGGAACAGGCAUCAUCGACUCCGAUGAGCGAGUAGUGGCAAUGCGGUCCCUACACGGAUCGCUUUUUUACGAUGAAUUGAAAGGGCCCGACGAACCAUCGUACAACAAUAUUUUAAAGUUGCUCUGGUAUGCCGUCUUCGUACCAGCUCCAAUUGUUCGCGUUCGUGUUCAACUCCAGCUCGCCAGGCUAGGAUUGACACCUGGAGAGUAUGCGUCGGCUCACAUUCGUUCCUUGUACAUUGGAGACGAGACCCAUGUUGAUACCUUGUAUGUACACGCUGUCACAUGCGCAGCGCAAGCUACCAACAAUGCUUCUUUCCCCAUUUUUGUGACGUCGGAUUCUCCGUUGGUGGAGGAACAGGCCGUUGUCUUCGGAUCAGCCGUCCACCAUCUACGUAUAGUAACGCAUAACAGAUCGGAGACCUUACACUUGGAUAGAGGCCGCGAUUUUUUAACGCAAGGCCGAUCUGAUAGCUGGAAGAGCAUUGAUAUGGACGGCUUCUACGAUGUUUUUGUGGAUCUUUAUUUGGUUGCAAAUAGUCGGUGCGUAUCAUUUGGAGUGGGCGGAUUCGGAAGGCUUGGAGCACUACUGAGUGCAGAUCCAUCCUGCGCUUAUAAGUAUGCCCCGGCUACUCGUAGUGACCAAUGCACGGUUCCAAAACCAAUACGAAACAUCUCUGCAGCAAAAGCUGUAUUCACGUCGAGCUCGCUGUUUUCCUCUCCUUCUAUUCUACCAAUUUACAAUUCCACAACAAUUCACUCGUGGAACAAUACAAAGAUGAUUCCGAAGUGGAUGAAACAGUACUUUUGUUGGCACCAGGAUGCCCGUCGAUUGCUUCAGAAUGGAGAAAAGUCAGCUUCAGACUACAAGUACUUGGUACUGCGAUGCUUAACGAAGAAUAAGAAAUGUUCAGGCGCCGCAGAUCGGCUAAAGUCAAUUCCAACUGCGAUACGAAUGGCAUACGACUCACAGCGAUUGCUUUUUCUCAAGUGGGAAAGACCGUGUGCGCUAGAACACUUUCUAGUCCCACCUCGCGGUGGACUGGAUUGGCGAAUUCCUUCCACUUUAGAGCUGGAUUUUGAAGAAAAGUUCAGCUGGCGUGACAAGGCUAUUGUUCUGACGGAAAGCAAUAAUGUCGAAAAGGCUCUCAAAUCCGAAGAAGUGAUCGUCAGUUUGAAGUCAGUACGCGACAGAAAGUAUUUUGAGGAACAAAGAGAACCAGGAGACUACAGUUUCGAAGAAGUAUAUCGAGAGGUUUGGUCUUCUGUUUUUGAACCAUCCCCACCUGUGGCUCGCUUAGUCAGCACGGUCAUGGAGGAGCUAGGUUUGCGGCCUGGUGAAUAUGUUGCCGCCCAUGUCCGAGCCCUCUAUGUGCAAAAUACUGUCAAGAAUCGAGAAGAGAUCAACGCACUGAACUGUGCUUCGCAAUUGGGACCACGAGCGACGAUCUUUUUCGCCUCAGAUUCCGCUGAAACAACCCGACUUGCACUUCAGUAUGGCAGGGGAAAAGAAGCCACCAUCGUAGCGCGUAUCGGCGAGAGUGAGCCACUUCACCUCGACCGUGGGCACGUCUUUUUGGAGCAGCAUGGGGUAGUUGCCGGUGAACAUGAGCCUCAAGACUUUUACGAUACAUUUGUGGAUCUUUAUAUUCUAGCCGAGAGUCGCUGUAUAACUUACGGGGCAGGAGGGUUCGGAAGCUGGGCGAGCCUCAUUUCCAGAAACUCACUGUGCUCUAUUCGACAUCGCACGACUAAUUGCGUUUGGUUUGACGAUCCCAUACUGGGAUCCCCAUCUUUAUCAGCUAUUCGACCCUGA